Zingiber officinale is the source of this 2095-nucleotide messenger RNA. RefSeq lists its product as uncharacterized. The record is from RefSeq and is a predicted model, not a curated record. The transcript has a single exon. Bases 338 to 1897 code for a protein of 519 amino acids. NCBI's taxonomy places the organism in Eukaryota, Viridiplantae, Streptophyta, Magnoliopsida, Zingiberales, Zingiberaceae.
CCUGAGGCUCCCCCCUCCGCCUCCCACAAACACCAAACUCAGACCGAGAAGCCGCCGCCUGUUCGCUGUACGACUCACGCAAAGGGCCGCUGGUUUUCGACCCACAGGAAGGCGGAAAACAUGCAGCUGGGCCCGUGUUUCCUUCCGCCAUGCUUUGCCGAAACCGGCGGCACUCGCAGCUCCACGCUGACGAGAGAGAUAUCAACCCACGUUAGCUCGUGUUAGCUUGAUUCGUCUACGGUUUUCCUUUUAAUCGGGUUUCUUCGGCCAAGGGCACGAAUUAAGAGCUGACGGAUUAGAAGAUAGAGUGAAGCUGACGGAGAGAGAGAGAGAGAGGAUGGAUCAUGGAGGAAAUGGGAUGCCGAGGGGGAUGUUGCAGAUGGGCUCUGGGGGUUUGCUCGGGUUGGACGUCGCGCUGCCUCCGCAUCAACAGCAGAUGCAGCAGCAGGCGCGCCACAUGCUGCCUUUCCAGGCCGCCGGCGACGUGGGAGAACAUUACCCGUUUGGCCGUCACGGUCAGAACGUGCCCACGUUCGUGCGGACCAAGCAGCAGCCGGGCUCGUACGGGGAGGCUGAACCGGCGGAUGACCAGGCGGCACUGCGGUCUUUGACGCAACCGGCGCCGGCAGCGUCUCCGUGGCAGAGGAUGAAGUGGACGGACAGCAUGGUGAGAUUGCUCAUCAAGGUAGUGUAUCGCGUCGGCGACGACGGCAGCGGCGGCGGAGCUGAGGGUGAGCUGCAGCAUGUGGCAGAGGGCAAGGGGAAGAGUAAGGCGGGGGAGGGGGCGGCGGCGACUACGGCGAUGUUGCAGAAGAAGGGGAAGUGGAAGUCGGUGUCUCGGGCGAUGAUGGAGACGGGGUUUUCGGUGUCGCCGCAGCAGUGCGAGGACAAGUUCAACGACCUCAACAAGCGGUACAAGCGGGUGAACGACUUGCUUGGAAAGGGCACCGCCUGCCGGGUGGUGGAGAACCGGGCUCUGCUCGACACCAUGGACCACCUCUCGCCCAAGGCCAAGCAGGAGGCGCGCAAACUCCUCAAUUCCAAACACCUCUUCUUCCGCGAAAUGUGCGCUUACCACCACGCCGGAGGCGGUGGCUCCUGCGUCUCUGCCGCCGCGCCCCUUCCUCAGCAAGUGCCCCCGCCGUCACAUCAGAAUCCUCAGCAGCAGCAGCAGCAGCAGCAACAACAACUCUGUUUCCACCACUCUCAGUGUAGCCGCUCCGACGCGAAAGGCGUGGUCUCUAGCCGAGCCAUGGCGGCGCCGGUCGCCGCUGACGAAGAAGGAAUGAUGAUGGAUGAAGAAGUGGACGACGACGACGACGUCGACAGCGACGACGAGGAGGAUUUCGGCGACAGUGACUACGCGGACAAGGACUAUUUGGAAGAGGGGCACCGCAGCAAGCGCCGCCAUCACCCGCAGCACAAGCACGAGGAGGGAGAGGAGGACGUGGACAGCAAGGAGUUGGUGUCGCCGGGGAGAAAGAAGCGGAGGGUGUCAUCCCAAAUGUCGGCUUCUCCGUCGCUUUCGCUGACUCUCUCGUCGCAGUCCGGCGCAAUGCAGCAGCUGCAGUCGGAGCUGAUGGCCGCCAUGCCGUCCGGCGACGGCGGCGGAGGGGAGCAUCAGCUGCAGCAGUGGCUGCAGAAGAAGGCGGCGGAGCUAGAGGAGCAACGGGUGGCAUACCGUUGCCGCGCCUUCCAGCUCGAGCGGCAGCGCUUCAAUUGGCUCCGCUUCUGCACCAACAAAGAGCGCGAGAUGGAGCGCUCGAAGCUGGAGAACGAUCGCCGCCGCCUCGAGAACGAUCGCAUGCUGCUGCUGCUCCGCCAAAAGGAGCUAGAGCUGAUUCAAGCCGGCGGUGGCUUCGCCAAUGCAGAUCACCUUCCUUCCACCGCCGCCUAAAGAUCGACUUUAUCAAACCAUUUGACGACGAUCUUUACAAUCACUCAUCUCCAAGAAAAAGGGAAAAAAUCUUCAUCUUUUACUCUGUAAUCCUUAUCAGUCAAAGCAAAUCCGAACAAUUUAGUUUUGUAUUCGAUUAUUACUUUGUUGAAAACUAGCCGUUAAAUUAUUACAACAACAGCCCGAUUCUUCUCUCGA